CGGGUGCAGUCGGGAGUCGCGCGGGGCGAGGCGGUCGCUAGGUCCUAGUCCAGGAGGGAGGGUCUCCGGGGUUGUCUGUUAAGGCCCCGGAGGAUACCCCCUCACCUCCGGCAACGUCACCCCCUUCACCUAGCUACCCCUCCCCCCGUCUCUGUAGACUGCGAGACUCCACAAGUGACUUGCUGAGCAAAUGCUGCCCAGAAGAGAUCUGUUUUAGCACGACAGGCGGCGCGGUGUGGGAAAAGGCAAAAGAAACUGGCAUGCCUUUUCUCAGUGGAUAUCUCUUUUAUAGGCCGGCUUCAGAUUAAUGUUACUAUUUUGAAUGAAGGGACAGUUUUUUUGUUUGUUUUUCCUCAGCCUGUGGCCUACAUUAUUUCUUCACCAUCUGUUUCCCGGGGUGCUUGACAAAUAAUUUAAAAGCACCGGUAACUCAACUUUUUCACUGAUUGAUCGCAUUAUUGUAAGAUUAAUUAAAAGUAACUUAGGUCUUGAACCUGUGCAGGAGUUAGUUGCUAAAAUCUUAAACUUCACCAUAUCACUUUAUUUUUAAGUAUUGGUUUAAGAAAUUCUCUGAAACAAACCUGUCCAAUUCAGUAACCACUAGCCACGUGUGACUAUUAAGGACGUGAUAUGCUGGCUAAUCAGAAUUGAGAUGUGCUUUAAGUGUUGACGAUUUAAUAGAGAAGAGCAAUGUAAAAUAUUCUGUUAAUAUUUUUGUACUGAUUACGUGUUGAAAUAAUACUAUUUUCAGUACACUGUUAAAAUCUAUUUAAAUUUUCACUUUUUUCUCUUUACUUUUUUAAUGGCGCUACUAGUAUAUUUAGCAUUAUAUAUGUGGCUCACAUUUCUGUUGGACAGCAUUGCUCUAGAUGUUUACGAGGAAAUAUGGAAAAUUACUGGGAACAGGUAACAGCAGUAGGUAAAAGCAUUGCCAAGUAAGAUGUUUGCAGGUAAGACUGUUUCCAAUAAAAAUAAUAGGUGAUAGUUUUAAUUUGCUUUUCCUGCUGGAGAAAUAAGUGUGCUUUGCAAUCAUUUGUCGCCCCUCUUUCCCCUCCAAUUUAGUGCUUAGUGUGUUUCUGUAGCAUGAUUAAUGGGAUUCACUAAGCAGCAUUAGGAAGACUUAGGUAAAUGAUUCACUAAUGAAUGACCUUAUGAUUUUCAAAGCACUUUCCCAGCCCAUUUUUCACUGGUAUAGAGUCAAAGGUAAGAUGGCUUAUCAAUAGUCAUCUCACUUAAACCUCAGUGAAUUUUCCCAGUAAAUUUCGAAGUAAAUCCAAGCAUACCUAGUACCUAGUUUAAUUGUGCUUCACUUUAUUGCUCUUUUCGAGUACUGCUUUGUGUUUAUUUAUUUUAACAAACUGAAGAUUUGUGGCAACUCUGCACAGGUGUCAUUUUUCCAACAGCAUUUGCUCACUUCCUGUCUGUCACAUUUUGGUAACUUCAAACUUUUAUUAUAUUUGUUAUAGCUAUCUGUGAUCAAUGAUCUUUGUUUCCAUUGCAAAAAGAUUACUUCUUGCUGAAGACUCAGAUGAUGGUUAGCAUUUUUUAGCAAUAAAGUAUUUUUUAAUUAAAGUACGUACAUUGCUAGACAUCAUGCUAUUCAACACUUAAUAGAGUAUAGUGUAAACAUAACUCUUAUAUGCACUGGGAAACCAAAAAAUUAAUGUGACUUGUUUUAUUGCGAUGGUCUGGAACCAAACUGACAAUAUCUCAGAUGUGCCUGUAUCUGAUUAUGGGCUAUUUGGCCAAGUGCAUGGAAGGGCUGCGUAGGACAUGUGAUACUUCAUUUCCAAGUUGUUUUAGUUAAUACCAUUUUCUAUUAAUUUGAUCUAGUCUCCUCAAAGGGCCAAAUAAGGCUUUGGUUCACAAAUGAAGUGUCUUCAGAGGAUUGUUCCAAGUGAUUGAUGUAAUUUGAAUAUUUAUAUUUUUACUUGAUGCCUUUUAUCUAGGCCUUUGCUGCAAAUUUGCAUUUAAAAAAAUACCCAGAUAGUUUCCAAGUUAUAGAUGUUUAAGUAAAAUAACUUUUGAGCUGACAGCAUUCAAAUAAAACAGCUCUUUAUUUCACAGUUGAGAAUUGAAUUUGAGUUGCAAAGUAAUUAACAUUUGUUGGAAGUACUUAUUUGCUUCUUGGCCUACAGGGAAGAGCCAAAUUGUUUUCCAGAGAUACUGCUGUGUUUGUCCCACUGACUUUGCUUUCUUACUGAUCAAGGUAGCUUUGAGACAAAAGUGUUUGAGAACAUUUUUGUCCUUUAGGACAUUUUGCUGGUGAACAUUUUGUAUCUCUGUCAACUUAAAUUUGUUGUUGUUGUUGUUAUUAAGCUAGGCUAUCAGAUAAUAUUGCUUUCUCUUUUCUUUUUAGAAUUUCUUUGAUCGUGUUUCAGUAAGUCACUUGGAAGUAAGCUAGAAGUAGUGAAAUGUUUAUAAUUACUGUGUAUCUUAAUAUUACACUUAGGCAGUAUAUAUGAUCAUCUUUUCUACCUACUAUAUGUCUGUUAGUACAGGUAAAGAGAGGCAUUUAAUUGUCAAGGAGACCCAAGAGGCGACUGUAGUAAUCUGGAGCAUCUCUUGGAUUUUUCAGGGCUUUUGGGAUUCUGGGAUGGAGAGAGAGGGGCUGGGAUCUCUGGCUAGGUUGGAGUCAGCCUGCUUGUGUAUCUGUAUCUUGGAUGUAAACCUAGGAUACAAAACAGAAUGUGGCCUGAACACUGCUGGCCCUGGCUGACCAAAUCCUAAUGUGAGAGGGAUGCAGGCUUUGACUGGGAGCUAAGCUGCUAUAGCUGGCUGGAUGUAAAAGUCAUCCAUCUUUUCUGAAUACUUAGAGCCCAUAGCUCGGUUGCACCAUGUGUGGCAUUUGGGCCCUCUUUGGCAGCGAUGACUGCCUUUCUGUUCAGUGUCUGAGUGCUAUGAAGAUUGCACACAGGGGUCCAGAUGCAUUUCGUUUUGAGAAUGUCAAUGGAUACACCAACUGCUGCUUUGGAUUUCACCGGUUGGCGGUGGUUGACCAGCUGUUUGGAAUGCAGCCAAUUCGAGUGAAGAAAUAUCCUUACUUGUGGCUCUGUUACAAUGGUGAAAUCUACAACCAUAAGAAGCUGCAACACCAUUUUGAAUUUGAAUAUCAGACCAGAGUAGAUGGUGAGAUAAUCCUUCAUCUUUAUGACAAAGGAGGAAUUGAGCAAACAGUUUGUAUGUUGGACGGGGUAUUUGCAUUUAUUUUACUGGAUACUGCCAAUAAGAAAGUGUUCUUGGGCAGAGAUACCUAUGGAGUCAGACCUUUGUUUAAAGCCAUGACAGAAGAUGGAUUUUUGGCCGUGUGUUCAGAAGCUAAAGGACUUGUUAACUUGAAGCACUCCAUGACUCCUUUUUUAAAAGUGGAGCCUUUUCUCCCGGGACACUAUGAAGUUUUGGAUUUAAAGCCAAAUGGCAAAGUGGCAUCAGUGGAAAUGGUUAAAUACCAUCACUGUAGAGAUGAGCCUCUGCAUGCCCUGUAUGACAACGUGGAGAAGCUCUUCCCAGGUUUUGAGAUAGAAACUGUGAAGAACAACCUCCGGAUCCUUUUUGACAAUGCCAUUAAGAAACGUUUGAUGACAGACAGAAGGAUUGGCUGCCUCUUAUCAGGCGGCUUGGAUUCCAGUUUGGUUGCUGCCACCCUGUUGAAGCAGCUAAAAGAGGCCCAAGUACAGUACCCUUUUCAGACAUUUGCAAUUGGCAUGGAAGACAGUCCUGAUUUACUAGCUGCUAGAAAGGUGGCGAAUCACAUCGGGAGCGAACACCAUGAAGUCCUCUUUAACUCUGAGGAAGGCAUUCACGUCCUGGACGAAGUCAUAUUUUCCCUGGAAACUUAUGAUAUUACAACAGUCCGUGCUUCAGUAGGUAUGUACUUAAUUUCCAAGUACAUUCGUAAGAACACAGAUAGCGUGGUGAUCUUCUCUGGAGAAGGUUCAGAUGAACUUACACAGGGUUACAUAUAUUUUCACAAGGCUCCUUCUCCUGAGAAAGCCGAGGAGGAGAGUGAGCGGCUUCUGAAGGAACUCUAUUUGUUUGAUGUUCUCCGAGCAGAUCGAACUACUGCCGCCCAUGGCCUUGAAUUGAGAGUCCCGUUCCUGGAUCAUCGAUUUUGUUCCUAUUACUUGUCUCUGCCACCAGAUAUGAGAAUCCCCAAGAACGGAAUAGAAAAACAUCUCCUGAGAGAGACAUUUGAGGACUCUGGUCUGAUACCUAAAGAGAUUCUCUGGCGACCAAAAGAAGCCUUCAGUGAUGGAAUAACCUCAGUUAAGAAUUCCUGGUUUAGGAUUUUACAGGAAUACAUUGAACAUCAGGUUGACGAUGCAGCGAUGGCAGGCGCAGCCCAAAAGUUUCCGGUCAACACGCCCAGAACGAAAGAAGGCUACUACUACCGCCAGAUCUUUGAGCGCCACUACCCGGGCCGCGCUGACUGGCUGCCUCACUACUGGAUGCCCAAGUGGACCAGCGCCACUGACCCCUCGGCCCGCACUCUGACCCAUUACAAGGCCGCUGCCAAAGCUUAGGCACUCCCCAUGCCAUGGAGGGAAAGGAAACAUUUCUCCUUGCUGUGAAGGCUAGGGGGCUAGGGGGCUGGAAGGGUCAAUGGCUCAGGCUUGCUUGGGUGUGAAAAAAUAAAAGUCUUAAAUC
Hippopotamus amphibius kiboko is the source of this 4647-nucleotide messenger RNA. RefSeq names its product asparagine synthetase (glutamine-hydrolyzing) (gene ASNS). NCBI's taxonomy places the organism in Eukaryota, Metazoa, Chordata, Mammalia, Artiodactyla, Hippopotamidae. The record is from RefSeq and is a predicted model, not a curated record. Gene Ontology annotation, molecular function: asparagine synthase (glutamine-hydrolyzing) activity. The transcript is spliced from 12 exons. Gene Ontology annotation, cellular component: cytosol. The coding region runs from base 2838 to 4523 and encodes 561 amino acids.